Messenger RNA from Xylona heveae TC161, 1421 nucleotides. Its product is annotated as Thioesterase/thiol ester dehydrase-isomerase. Gene Ontology annotation, biological process: acyl-CoA metabolic process; fatty acid catabolic process. Gene Ontology annotation, cellular component: peroxisomal matrix. Lineage: Eukaryota; Fungi; Ascomycota; Xylonomycetes; Xylonales; Xylonaceae. Gene Ontology annotation, molecular function: fatty acyl-CoA hydrolase activity. The record is from RefSeq and is a predicted model, not a curated record. The transcript is spliced from 3 exons. The coding region runs from base 192 to 1208 and encodes 338 amino acids.
CAAGGAUUGUGUGCCUUCCUUUAAAAAUUUUUCUUGCAUUGUAAAUUGAUUUUUCAUUUACUUAUUUUAUUUUAUCACAAAGUUGGCAUAUAGAUUUCUUUUUGCCUGUGUCGAAGAGUGUUAUUCCUUUUGGACGAAUUGGAUAUAGAAACACACGCAUCCAGCAAACGAUUGAAGGUUAAGCCAACAACAUGUCGACCUCCGAUCUUUACGCCAAUCGCGUUGCCUUUGCCCAAUUGAUGGCAUUGGAGCAAAUCCCCGGUCAAUCGGAUAGCUAUCGCAAUGUGUCCAAGCCGCAUUCUCCAGGUGGCUUCACGACUGCUUUUGGCGGGCACGUGUACGCCCAGGCGGUGUAUGCGGCAUCGAAGACGAUUAAGGAGGGGUACUUUGUACAUAAUGUCACUGGUUUCUUUACCUCCCCUGUAAUGGUGAACCUGCCUCUCCACUUCACUGUAACCCGGAUCAAGGAUGGUGGCUUGGUCUGCACUCGCUCAGUCAACGUCAGUCAACCCGGUGGUGCGGACAACUGCUUCACCUGCAUCUGCUCGUUCAAACGCAACGAAAAGGGGUCCUACGAGCACCAGGAGGAUACUACUCCGGCGCAAAAAUACGCAAAAGUGUUGGAUGGAAAGAAGCCCGAAGAUCACAAGUUCUCUCCUGCUGUAGAUAUUCCUUGGUAUUGGGAGAUAGCUGAUAGGCACAAUUUCCCUGACGUCUUCUCCGGUAUGGACGUACGCAAGGUGGAUAUGACUCCGUACAAUCAAGGCCGUCCGCCCUACGAGUACAGGCAACUGCAGUAUUACCGUGCGAUUGGAGCUAUAACUGCAAACGACCCCCAUCUGCACGCUUGCGCACACCUCUACGCAUCGGACCGCAACUCUCUCUUUGUACUUGUCAAUGCGCUUGGCAUCAAGGACUAUAGCCGCAUGGCAAGUAUCAGCCACAGCGUCGUGUUCCACCUGCUCGGUGACGAUCUGCUCAUGUACGACGCCGACGGCAAGGAACGGUGGUAUCUCCAGGAAGCCUGGACCGGUCGAACCGUCGCCAACCGCGGUACGCACGAAAGCAAAAUCUGGGAUGCCGCUGGUCGGCACAUCGCCAGCACCUGGCAGGAUGGUCUGCUCAAGACUGCCGGCAGCAACACGCAAAGCGCAGGUCUCAAAAAAGCUAUCGAGGCACAGAUGGUCAAGGCUGCCUCGAAAAUAUGAGAAUCGCGCGCGUUCUGACCGUUUCGGGCAUUCUUUGAGCAUUUGAGCGACACAUUGUACACUUGUACAUACGAUAUCCCACCGUUAGACUUCUUUGCUGUUUCUUUGCUCGGCUUUUUUUUUGUUUCAUUCAUCUUGCAUUGCAUUAGACCAUCUUUGCAUCUAGACGGAUAGAGUGGGUUGGCAUAGUCUCUUUUUUGGGGGGGGGGGGGG